UAUAUGAUAUUUGAUUUUGGUUAAUCCCAUAAUACUCAUUAAAGAUUAUGACCAUUAUACAUGGAUAUUAUCCUACUAUUUAACAAAACUAAUUGAUGUGAAUCAUGUGAUAUAUAUUCCAUUCACAUAUAUUCCAUUCACAUUCACAUCAACAUAUAUAUUCUCCCUUGCAUCCUAAGCUAAGUUUCUAUUAAUAUUCCACCUUUCUUUCACUUCUAUAUUCUUCUUGUAAUCUUCAUGCUCUCCAAUUUUGCAUCUACUACUAAACAAGAAAAUGAACAGUCAUAGAGAAAUUCCAGUUUCUGAUGGAACAAUUACUAGUAAAGGCUUGCACAACAAUAGCAACAAUCCUUAUGUUCAUCUUUCACCUGCUAACCUUUCUUCUGCAGCUGCCAACCGUCCUAAUCCAAUGGAUAAAGUAAGUGGUGCAUUAAAUAAUUGUAGUAGGAAGGUUGAAGAAGCAACUAGACAUGCUGAGAGUAUGGUUGAUGGUAUUUGGAAUCAUGUAAGAAUGAGUUCUAGUCCAGCUGAUGCUGCAAUGGCUAGACUAGUUCAAGGAACAAAAGUGCUUACAAAUGGAGGGUCUGAUAAGCUAUUUCAACAGACAUUUGGGAUUUUUCCAGGAGAGAAACUAUUAAAGCAAUAUGUUUGUUACAUAUCAACAACAAACUCUGGACCUGUAAUUGGAACACUUUAUAUAACAACUAAAAGGUUGGCAUUUUGCAGUGAUUAUCCAAUCUGUCAUUAUCCAUUCUCACUGCAGCAUCAAUGCUUGUACUAUAAGGUGGUAGUGCAGCUGGAUCAGUUGUGGACAGUUAGUCCUUCAACAAAUAGACUUAACUCAAAAGAAAAAUACAUCCAGAUUCUCACAGUGGAUGGUUAUGAGUUCUUGUUUAUGGGAUUUGUGUCAUAUGACAAGGCUCUUAAAUCUCUGAAUGAGGUUCAACACCAAUAUGGCAACCAUUCCACUGGAAACAUUAAUGGUCGCCUGUUGUGACAAGCCUGAAAGUUCAUAUGGAUGUUCAUGGCCAUGGCCAUGGACACACCCUUCAAUGUAUCUUCACAUAGUCAACUCCAAAAGACACAAAAAUGAAAUAAAAGGAAUGUAUUGUAUUGUUUUUACUUUAAAAUAAAAAGUGCUGCAUUUGGAAUUUUCUAUGGAAACCAAGUAAACUACUUUAUAUUGUAAGAAAUGUAAUUGAAUACAGUUGGUGUUGGUUACUACACCUUCAGCUUGUUAGUUCUGUUUUUCUGUAAUGAAAUCACAAGUUUAUAAAUAAUUUCAUUGCAUUA
This is a messenger RNA of Trifolium pratense (red clover), 1293 nucleotides long. Its product is annotated as GEM-like protein 2. The record is from RefSeq and is a predicted model, not a curated record. Lineage: Eukaryota; Viridiplantae; Streptophyta; Magnoliopsida; Fabales; Fabaceae. The transcript has 4 exons. Bases 275 to 997 code for a protein of 240 amino acids.